AUGGAAGGAAGAAAUGAAACUGUGAUCCUGGAAUUCAUCCUCUUAGGAUUUGGGGAUGUCUCUGACCUGCAGCCGCUUGUUUUCCUCGUGUUUCUACUGAUCUAUCUUGUGACUAUGGCUGGAAACACCCUCAUCAUUGCGCUAGUUCUGGUUGAACCUCACUUUCAUGCCCCAAUGUACUUUUUCCUGGGGAACUUGGCCUUCGUGGAGAUCUGCUACAGCUCUACCAUCCUGCCCAAGUUUUUGGCCAGUCUUCAGACGGGAGACAGAACCAUUUCUGUGAAGGCCUGCCUGGUGCAAACCUAUUUUUUUGCCAUCAUAGCAACGGCAGAAAAUCUGCUCCUGAUGGCUAUGUCUUACGACCGGUAUCUAGCGAUAUGCCACCCGCUCCGAUACGCCGCCCUAAUGAACGGCUGGGUGUGUUGCCUGCUAGUGACGGGCCCCUGGCUGUACAGUUUUCUGGUGGUCGGUGUAUUGACUAGUUUCUUGUUCCCAUUAACGUUCUGUGAAUCUCAAGAAAUUGACCAUUACUUCUGUGAUUUUUCACCCAUGAUAAAGCUCUCCUGCUACGACCCCCAGUUUCUGAAACUGACAACAUUAAUUAGCUCUAUCAUUGGGACAGUAGUGCCUUUGUUAUUGACCCUGGCUUCCUAUGUUUGUAUCAUCACCUCCAUCCUGCGAAUCCCGUCCUCCAUCGGGCGGCAAAAGGCCUUUUCCACCUGCUCCUCACACCUCAUUGUGGUGUCCAUCAUAUACGUGACCCUUAUCAUUGUCUACGUGUUUCCGUCACUCAACAUGUCUGCAGUCCUUCACAAAGUGUUCUCGCUCUUCUACACAGUCCUGAAUCCCAUGAUCACCCCCAUUAUCUACAGCCUGAGGAACAAGGAGGUGAAAGAGUCGCUGAGAAAAAUGAUUGGGACACUGGUUGCCUUCAGAAACAGGCAGAGAAUCUGA
Pelodiscus sinensis (Chinese soft-shelled turtle) is the source of this 954-nucleotide messenger RNA. Its product is annotated as olfactory receptor 10A2-like. Gene Ontology annotation, molecular function: olfactory receptor activity; G protein-coupled receptor activity. The record is from RefSeq and is a predicted model, not a curated record. Gene Ontology annotation, cellular component: membrane. NCBI's taxonomy places the organism in Eukaryota, Metazoa, Chordata, Testudines, Trionychidae. Gene Ontology annotation, biological process: G protein-coupled receptor signaling pathway.